Molecule: messenger RNA, 1408 nt
Organism: Pelagomonas calceolata
Lineage: Eukaryota; Pelagophyceae; Pelagomonadales; Pelagomonadaceae
Source: the annotation of a GenBank genome assembly
CUGUUACGCCGGCGCGUCGGCGCGUUUGUCGCUGUGACGUAAAUUGCCUGAAGUGACAAUGCAGCACCGGAGGCGCCUGGACGCGCGCUUUUUUGGUCUAGAAGUCCCCAACCAAUUUUAUGGGUAGAGCGGCUGCGCGGCGUCAAUUUGUAACCGCAACAGCGCGGACAAGCACGCCAACAAAUGCAUCGAUGUUUGCUAGUGUCUUACGCCGCUAGGUCACGUGCCUCGGAGGAGCCCACAGAAGUACCAAAAACUCCCUUAGCCUCUGGAGCAGCCCAGAGAAGUACCAAAAUCUCCCUUACGCCAGUCGCCGCGACCAAACUAACGGAUCCCCGGCGCCCGCAUGCCCCCCGAGAUGCCCUGGAGCGAGUUCUUGAGGGCCUUCGUGUCCGCCCACGCGCUGUGUAGAUAAUCAUCAUCAUCCGCUUCCGCCAAAGCCUUCAGCUCCUCCUGUCUUUUGAAAUAGUGGGCCAUCAUCGCCUUGCGCUCGCCCUCGGAGACGCACGGCUCGCGCGCGGGCGCGCCGUGGCCCGGCUUCUGGAGCUUGGCGACGACUUUGGUCUUUUCAUUUUUGCCUACACGAUCGCGCACGAGCUCCUCCCGGACAAAUUCCUUCCCGGCGCACCACAACUGAGCCGUGGCCGGGUCAAGCAACCCCUGCUGGGCCUGCGUCCCAUCCAAGCCCUCUUCACCCUCCAACGCACUAUACACGGGAUCGUGCUUCGGCAGGCCCAUGGGGAAGGCCAUGGUCACGGCUCCUUUCAUUGUAGUUAGUUUCUCCAUCAUACCUUCCUUGGUCAACGCUUUCCUCGCUAAUGCGCGAUCCUUCGAGAUGUAGGCCUCGGCGUCCCGACAGACGUCGUUGAACACGUUCGUCAUCUGCUCGCCGAUGCCAUUGCCCGUCCUGCUACCGCUCGGAUCCUCCUUAUAGUUAUCAGCCUUCUCGACGAACGUACCACCGUUCAACUGUUGGAUGUGGUCGAUGCCUUCUUCCCCAUGUGGUUUACUCGGACCAUGUUCUGCUAAUUCAGACAUGGCCCCACACAGGUACGCGAUGCGGACGCGCGUGUUGUUUAUGUCGACGAGUUCUCUCAGCAAAGUGUCAUUGCUUGUAUCACCCGUCGUCUCGUACAAGAACUGGUCCUCGCCGCCCUGGAACUUGACGUGGAUGACGACCAUCUUCUUUGGCUUUGCGGCGCUACGGCUGUUUCACGGCUUUAGCUGGGGCGCGUCGACAGCGUCUACGCGUCGCAAGUCUUGCGCUCGCUGCUAGAUGGCUGUCGACGGCUUCGUGCAGAAAUUUUGGGGGCGAGUGGCAGGGUUUGCGGCGUAGCGCCAAAAAGACUUCGAUAAAUCCGAGCCAGCUAGCGUAUACAUACUAGCUGGUACUCUAGGUGUUACGAUA